Messenger RNA from Staurois parvus, 326 nucleotides. NCBI's taxonomy places the organism in Eukaryota, Metazoa, Chordata, Amphibia, Anura, Ranidae. The record is from the annotation of a GenBank genome assembly.
AUGGGUCCCUGUACGGCCUCCCAUUGCUGCUGUCUCCAUCGCCACACUCUGCCAUGUGCCACUUUCAGGUCUCCUCACACUCCUGCUGGUUUCCAUUUUGUCAUAGGUUGCUGUAUGGCCUCCCAUUGCUGCUGCCUCCACCGCCACACUGUGGCUCCAAACACUGGUUUUGGCCCCGUGACUGGCCAAAUGAGUGAAGUGUGCGGUGAUUCUAAGAUCGACGGCACUCAUCUGCAUGUCAUACUGAGUGACAGUAUUAUUUCUCUUCCCCAGAGCAGACUCCAAGGGCAUUUAAAUUAAAGGUACAGUGUUCUGCACUAAUAUUA